Messenger RNA from Glarea lozoyensis ATCC 20868, 1608 nucleotides. RefSeq lists its product as uncharacterized. The record is from RefSeq and is a predicted model, not a curated record. The transcript has a single exon. NCBI's taxonomy places the organism in Eukaryota, Fungi, Ascomycota, Leotiomycetes, Helotiales, Helotiaceae. The coding region runs from base 1 to 1608 and encodes 535 amino acids.
AUGGCGAAUUAUAUAGCAAAUGCUAAUACGCUCCCUUGCGGACACAAAACACAAUAUCCACUCCGGGUGACUGGAUACCAAAUGUGUGGUCCUUAUCCCUCGAAAGCCUUCACUGGCCGAGACCCGAAUCUUCAAUGUAACGAAUGCUUGCUGCUGCAGAUCAAAGACAGAGCACAAACCUCAGACACAAAGCCCAUAUCCUCCUCUUUGGGAUCUUCAAAGGAGUCUCGUUCAUUUCAAGAUUUUAAGGUGAAGCGCAAACCUGUGAACUCUCCUUCCUCUAAUGUCCCUCAACCCAAGCAGAUUACAAGAAAAUCAGCACCAGCGGCGACCUUUGACCAUGAAGUCAACAAGCUGGAGACGCAUCAAGUCGUUAUUUGCCUGCCGAUGAAGAAGUACACUCCACAAGACGUGCGAGUAGUGACUAUAGGCAAGCCUAAAGCCAAUGAUUUGAGUACCCUCCCAAGCCAGCUUCAGGCAAAGCCAGUGCAACGAACAGUUUUACGUGCCAGCAGACCCAAGGCACUUCGUCUUAGUAAACCUGUGAAUCAUGCUAAGAAUAUACCUGCAAUGCUACGUAUUAGAAUUCCAGAUGAUGCGUUAAUCCCGGAAGUUGGGCUGUCAAUCAGUGCCACGCCACCCUCCACAAGCAUGGCAGAGACUACCAAGCUUGACCUCCAAAGCGCUCUGCAAAUAGAUGUCUCACAUCCAUCGGAAACAGGAAGCAUGCCAGAAACUGCAAAAAUCGUCCUCCCAAGCUGCCUGCAAAUCGGUGUCCCAACUUCCUCUGGAAGUGGAAGCAUGGCAGAAGCAACAAAACUUACACCCCAAAGCAUUCUGCAAUCCAAAAGCCUGCCAAACUACACCUAUAGACCUUAUAUUACACUAAAUCCCAUGCAAUCCACAACUUUGACACCACAAGCGCAGGCAUAUAAGCCAUACCGGGCACCCAAGUCGUUUGACGAGAUUCUUGAAUCCAUUGCCCCUGAUUCAGAGAGACAAUCAACAACCUCCCCGACAGUAUCAUCAUCUUCGUCAGAAUCAACCAUUACGACUAACAGCGGCAACAAUUUUCUUCGCUCAAACCCUCAAGAAAGUGCUCACUUGCAUGGGAGUUUUCCAGCACCAGCAUACGUGCAAGAGGCAUACCAAGCAUUCGAAUAUCUUCAAUCAAUGAUAAAAUUAUCCAUCGAAUCAUCCACUACAGCUGACAACAUCAAAACCUCUCCUCCUUCCAACUCUCAGGACCAGGCACCUCUGCAUAAUUGUGCUUCAAGCCCAUACGCGCAAGAAGCAUACCAGGCCUUCGAGUACAUUCAAUCAAUGAUAAGAUCAUUAACGGCACCGCCGGCAUCGUUGUUAUCGUCGACAUCUCGAGGAGAAGGCCGUGUUUUGGACCAAGCGGAGAUGGAUGCAGGAUUCAAAUCCGUGGGGUCUGAUGAAGGUGUUGCUACCUUUGUGCCAGCUGAAGUGAGAGCUGACGAUUUAUGGGAGGAUGUGGACUUGAGUAGCCCGGCACCAGUCAAGAGGUCCGCGAUGGGAUAUGGUACUGCUAACUUGGAAGGGGGACGUGCUCCGCUUGAAAAGCAAGAAGGAAGACGGAGAUGA